AUGGCCAGGGGUGAAGGAGAGAGUUCCGACGGGCAUUCGUCUGCUGCCACCAUGCCGACCGUUUUCCGACAGGCCAUCGGCGCCAUCAAGGACCAGACCAGCAUCAGCCUCGCCAAGUUCUCCACGCGCUCCUCCGACAUCGAGGUCGCCAUCCUCAAGGCCACCUCCCACGACGAGGUCCCCAUCGACGAGCGCAACCUAGCCGACGUCCUCCUCCUCUCGGCGGCCUCCCCGUCCUCAGCUGCCACCUGCUUGCAGAUCCUCUCCCGCCGUAUCUCGCGCACCAGUAACUGGGUAGUCGCCCUCAAGUCCCUCGUCAUCGUGUUCCGCUUGCUCUGCAACGGCGGCUCCCAGUUCAUCCACGAAGCCCUCGCGGCUGGCGCCAGCUCCCGCCGCCUUCUCGACCUCUCCGCCUUCCGCGACCACUCCGCCGCCUCCAGUCCCUGGGACUACUCCGCCUUCGUCCGCACCUUCGCGGUCUACCUCGAUGCCCGCCUCGAGUCGGCUCUCCUCGGCAAGCUCAGCAACCUCAGGCGCCGUCCCUUCAUGCCCGCCGACGUCUUCGCCAACAUGAGGACCCCGUUGAUCUUCGGACACAUCGAACACUGGCAAAGGCUUCUCGACCGCGCGGUGGGCACACGACCGACCGGCCCCGCCAAGACCAACCGCCUGGUCCAGAUCGCGCUCUUCUUGGUCGUCUGUGAGACGUUCAGCCUCUACCACGACAUUUCCAACGGGCUGUCGAUGUUGCUCGACAAUUUCUUCCAUCUGCAGCCUGAAUCACGUCUCCAGACGUUGCAUGCAUGCAUGAAGGCACGUAAGCAAUUUGAAGAGCUCGAUUCCUUCUACGAUCUCUGCAAAAAGAUCGGGGUCGGGAGGAUGUCCGAGUACCCGUGCGUCCAAAAAAUCUCAGUAUCCCUGCUGAAAGCAUUGGAAGAUUUCCUCGAGAACGCGGCCCCGAAUUCACUCGGGACGUCUCCGAUCACCAAGCCAAAGAAUCCUCUCAAGCUGAAGCAGAAGUUGAAGGAUCAGCAAUCGGAUAUGACGGGAGGUGGCAGCGCAUCGACGGGGGAGACGAUAAGCGACGGGGAAACAGCAAUGUCCGACCACCAAGACUGGCAGAUUCAAGCGACCUCAACCAGCAGCAGCAGCAGCAAUGGAGAAAUUUGCAUGGUUAACCGUCUACACCUGCUGGAUGAUAAACCAAAGACAUCAAACGACUCGUCUGUCAUGACAGCCAGCGUUAAUCCUGUCCAAGGACCACGGCCCGUGAUGCCAUCAAAGAGCUCGCUCAGCUGGGACAAUGCAGGUCAACCUGAGAGCUUUCACAAUCCAUUUCUCCAUAGUGAUGACGAUAGAGGCUUAGUGAUGAAAUCGCCAUCACCACCAACCUUGCUUCCACCUCCAAAGUUUUGCGGGAACAAAGCAAACAAAGAAUUAGUAUGUGAAGAGAAGGACGGUGCCCAGCCGUCAACUUCAGCGGCGCAGGGAACAGAUGCUUCGAUGAGGCAGCAACAUAUGUGGAUGCAGCAGCAGAGCAAUUCCAUUUCCAACAGAUUGUCAUGUUAA
Musa acuminata subsp. malaccensis (wild Malaysian banana) is the source of this 1569-nucleotide messenger RNA. Its product is annotated as clathrin coat assembly protein AP180-like. Gene Ontology annotation, biological process: clathrin coat assembly; clathrin-dependent endocytosis; vesicle budding from membrane. Lineage: Eukaryota; Viridiplantae; Streptophyta; Magnoliopsida; Zingiberales; Musaceae. Gene Ontology annotation, molecular function: SNARE binding; 1-phosphatidylinositol binding; phosphatidylinositol-4,5-bisphosphate binding. The record is from RefSeq and is a predicted model, not a curated record. Gene Ontology annotation, cellular component: clathrin-coated pit; clathrin-coated vesicle.